UCGGGUCUUUAGGGCAGGGCUCGCCUUUGCUCUUCCCUGUCUGUGCAGCGCCCCUGAGCCCCAAGCGAGCCAGACGCGGAUAGCCAUGGCUUCCAGUCCCGACCCGCCGUCCCCGCUACUCGUACGGUUACGGGAGUCCAUCCCCAAGGCGCACAGGAAGCUCGAGAUAUACUUCCAGAGCCGGGCCUCGGGAGGCGGGGAGUGCUCGGUCCAGCCCGUGGGCCCCAGCGCCCCGGACACCUACGAGGUGAAGUUCCUAGAAAGAGCAGAUAAGGAGAAGGUGUUAGAAAAGAGCGAACACGAGAUGUUGGUGGAUAACAAACCUGUGACCAUUGUCCUGGAAACUACUAAAAAGCCAGUAGAGGACCUGAGACCCAGACUUCCAUCCUUGACACAGCCAGCUGAGACAACACACUCCAGAUCUCCGUCCUUGACGGAGUCUCUGGAUGAAGCUCUGUGUGAUGAGAUACAGCCCCAAGACAGGCUCGUUUCUAACUCUGUUGACUCAGUUGUCCAAAAGGUCUUUCUUGCUGUGACCGCUGAGCUGAACUGUGACCUGCUCUCUAAAGAGCAGAGAGCAUCUAUAACCACUGUCUGCCCUCACGUCAAAAGCAUGGAGGGUAGUGACGGAAUUAAGAAGGUGUGUGGCAACUUCAAAGAUAUUGAAAAGAUCCAUCACUUCUUGAGUGAGCAGCUUUUGCAAAGUGAGCAGAAUUGGAAGGGAAGUGAGCAGAAACGGAAGUGCGCCUCACAGAAAUACACACCUCCCGAGGUGGAGCGGGAGCCCCCUGAUCAGAGCAGUUUUGAAGUUCCUGUGCUUCUCUUUGAAUAUUUCGAGCAUGUUUAUCCGGGUAGACUAGGAUUCAUAGAGAAAAAAUUUGGUGUAAACAUUAAAACCCAACAUAGUUCUCCCAAUACGGUCGCUGUAGGCUUCACUUCCAGCCAAUCAGGCUGCUUAGAAGAAGCGAGUCAGUCUUUUGUCAGGGACUUUCAGAAAUGCACGCAGUCUCUGAAGCAGGAUUGUAUCUCUUUAGAGGAGCACCAGAGAGCAACGGAGGUCAGACAGGAGCUGAAUCGCUGCUUCCCAAAGCUCUUGAUAAAGGGACAGGGAAGAACGCUGACUCUCCUCGGCUCUCCUGCUGACGUCUCAGCCGCCACAGAAAAAGUCUCCCAAGCUCUUGUCCUGACUCCUGUGAAAAUAGCCGCAUCUGGGUACAUGACGGGCAUCGAGGUCGAUUCGACGCGCUUUAAGCUUCUAGAACCUGAACUGCUCCAAGAAAUCUCAGAGAUCGAGCAGAAGUUUAACACGUGUGGCAAAGUCCAGGAAAAAGGCCAGACAACCUGCAUUCUCUUUGUCCCCAAGGAUAAAGACUUAGACCUGUCUGUGCAGUCUUACACGGGUUUUACUGAUGCCUUCCAGCAUGCCACGUGGCAGCUAAGGACAGAAGUUCUGUCCCUGAAACGGUUGGGCAAGGAGAGAGCUCGCUUACUCAAUACUAAGUUUGCCGACAACUUUAAAAAAGAGCACCCGAAUGUGCACAUUGUGACAUCUCAGGAUUCAGUGACCUUAACUGGUUUGCCGCAUCACCUUGAGCAGGCAAUGAAGUAUGUCUCCAAAAGAAUGGGACUGCCCCCAUCAUCCGGAGAGAAACUGGUUAUGGAUCAGGAAACCCCCAUGGAGAUCAACAGUAGUGACUCGAAUGCGGCCUUACCCGCUCCCGGAGGCUCUGCUGGCAGCCCUGCAGCUUCGAAGGGGACCGAGGACUACUGUGUCAUCUGCAUGGAUACCAUCAGCAACAAGCAUGUGCUCCCUAAGUGCAAGCAUGAAUUCUGCGCCUCGUGUAUCAGCAAAGCCAUGCUUAUCAAGCCUGUCUGUCCUGUGUGUCUGACUUCCUACGGCAUCCAGAAAGGGAACCAGCCAGAGGGAACUAUGUCUUACUCCACUCAGAAAGAGUCACUUCCGGGUUAUGAAGGCUGUGGUACCAUUGUGAUUCAUUAUGAUAUAAAAGAUGGCAUCCAAACAAAAGAACACCCAAACCCAGGAAAGGCUUAUCAUGGAACACGGCGAACUGCAUACUUGCCUGAUAAUACUGAGGGAAGAAAGGUUUUGGAUCUGCUCCACGAAGCUUUUAAACACAGACUGACUUUCACAAUAGGAUACUCUCGAGCAACAGGAGUCUCAGAUGUCAUUACAUGGAAUGAUAUUCAUCACAAAACAGCCAAGUUUGGAGGACCAGCAAAUUUUGGCUACCCUGAUCCUGAUUACCUAAAACGUGUCAAGGAGGAGCUGAAAGCAAAAGGCAUUGAGUAAGGAAACUGCAGGGAAGAUGUCUGUCCACUCCCCAAAGACGUGUGUCAGGAGGCUGGAUAGCACAGACCAAAAUCUGUUUCUAGAACAACUUCAUAACAUUUUUCACGUUAAGUAGUCUGCUUGUCAGACAUUUCUAGAGUGCCACUCUUUCAUGGAAGGCAAACUCUACAGGCACAGGCUGGGGGAAAUGGCUCUGUCUACAAAGCAUGAAGAAAUGAGUUCAGAUCUGCAAUCAUCCAUGGAAAAGCCUGGUGUGUUGGCAUGCACUUGUAGUCUUAGCACUGGUGAGUGGAGACAGGAGGAUACCUGGAACUUACUGGCCAGCUAGCCUAGUCAAAACCAUGAGCUCCAGGUUCACUGAGAGAUCUUAGCUCAAGAAAUAAGGUGGAUUGGGGCAUGGUGAUGCUUGCCUUUACUGUCAGAACUUGGAAGGCAGAAGCGGGCAAUCUCUGUGAGUCCCAGACCUUACCUUGUCCAAGUCCCAGGACAGCCAGCUAUACAUAGUGAGACCUUGUCUCAAAACAAAUAUUAGGUAGAAAUAGAUAUCUAACAUCAUCCUCUGUCCUGCAUACACACCUCCACAAACACACACACACACACACACACACACACACACACACACACACACACACGGGAAAACUUUAUGGUUUUAUAGGAUUUCAAUUUUGCUGAAGAAAUCUAAUGUCAUCCAUGUACUAUGGUUGGGGUGUUAGGUGAGUCUGUAAUCAUCUUCUAUGUCCUUACUUGAGCCUUUGUCAAUAAUAGAACCUUCCCUGGUUUUUGUUUGUUUUGUUUAUUUGAGACAGGGUCUCACUGCAUAGCUCUGGAACUCGAUUUGUGGACCAGCUUGGUCUUGAACUUAGAUCUGCCUGUAUCAGUCUCCUGAGUGCUGGCA
This is a messenger RNA of Mus pahari (shrew mouse), 3206 nucleotides long. RefSeq names its product deltex E3 ubiquitin ligase 3L (gene Dtx3l). Lineage: Eukaryota; Metazoa; Chordata; Mammalia; Rodentia; Muridae. Bases 86 to 2311 code for a protein of 741 amino acids. Gene Ontology annotation, biological process: protein ubiquitination; Notch signaling pathway. The record is from RefSeq and is a predicted model, not a curated record. The transcript is spliced from 5 exons.